AUGGUUGUCUUCAGCAAGGUUGUCUCAGCGGCUGUCGGCCUCGCCGCCGUCGCUUCUGCGGUGCCCACAUCCAACCCUCGCCAGGGCUUUACUCUCGACCAAAUUCUAAGCCCAAAGUCCAGCCAGGGUAUCAACUUCCCAAAGAUGUACGGGAAAACAUUGGCUAAAUACGGCGCCCCCAUUCCUGAUCGCCUCCGAGAUGCUGAGGGUCAUGGUACCGCUGUGACCACUCCCCAAGAGUACGACAUCAUGUAUCUGACUCCAGUCGAUGUCGGUGGCACAAAGUUGAAUCUGGACAUCGACACAGGAUCUGCAGAUCUAUGGGUGUUUUCCGACAAGCUUCCAGCUGAGCAGCAGAAGGGCCAUAGUGUCUACAAGCCUUCCGAUCAUUCUAAGAAGCUGGACGGUUACAGUUGGGAAAUUUCGUAUGGUGAUGGUAGCAGCGCAAGCGGUGAUGUCUACAAGGAUACCGUUACACUUGGCGGAAUUACUGCACAAGACCAGGCAGUUGAAGCCGCUUCUAAGAUCAGUGACCAAUUCGCCCAGGACGAGCACAAUGACGGUCUGCUCGGCCUAUCAUUCAGCUCCAUCAACACUGUUGAACCUAAGAGUCAAACCACCUUCUUUGAUACCGUCAAGUCUCAGCUCGACACUCCUGUCUUCGCUGCAGCGCUCAAGUACCACCAACCCGGAAGCUACGACUUUGGUUUCAUCGACCACGCCAAAUACAAGGGCGAGCUCGCCUACGCGGACGUGGACAAGUCCCAGGGAUUCUGGAUGUUCUCAGCUGAAGCCUCCGGAAUCAAGUUCGACGCAAUCGCCGAUACUGGUACCACCCUCAUAAUGAUCGACCCCCUCAUCGUCAUCCAGUACUACCUCCAAGUGCCCGGUGCCAUCGACAACAUUCUAGUAGGCGGCUGGACCAUCCCCUGUGACGCCGAUCUCCCCGACUUCACCAUCGACAUCGACGGCUACAAGGCUGUCAUUCCAGGCAAGCACGUCAACUACGCCCCCGUGACCGACGGCUCCAACACCUGCCUUGGUGGUAUCCAAGACAACCUGGGCAUGCAGUUCUCCAUCCUCGGAGACAUCUUCCUGAAGAGCCAAUAUGUCGUUUUCGACGACGAGGGUCCUCGUCUUGGAUUUGCGCCUCAGGCUUAA
Molecule: messenger RNA, 1161 nt
Organism: Aspergillus puulaauensis
Lineage: Eukaryota; Fungi; Ascomycota; Eurotiomycetes; Eurotiales; Aspergillaceae
Product: pepsin-like aspartic protease
Exons: 4
Coding region: 1-1161 (386 amino acids)
Biological process (GO): proteolysis
Molecular function (GO): aspartic-type endopeptidase activity
Source: RefSeq, a predicted model, not a curated record